This is a messenger RNA of Lytechinus variegatus (green sea urchin), 1556 nucleotides long. RefSeq lists its product as uncharacterized. Lineage: Eukaryota; Metazoa; Echinodermata; Echinoidea; Temnopleuroida; Toxopneustidae. The transcript is spliced from 8 exons. Gene Ontology annotation, molecular function: protein binding. The record is from RefSeq and is a predicted model, not a curated record. The coding region runs from base 92 to 1528 and encodes 478 amino acids.
CCUACCGUUAUGUGAUCGUUUGUGUGAUAACUGCUACAAUGGAGGAAUCUGUCAUCCUCAAUCAGGAACGUGUAUCUGUCCUCCAGGAUUCAUGGGCAAGAACUGUUUAACUGCAUGCGGGAAACACCAAUUUGGAUGGGAAUGCGAGAUCGAAUGUGGUGUUGGUAAUGUUCUGGAUGCUUGCAGCGGAAGUCAGAUCUGCCUACCCGAUCCUUAUGGAUGCAACUGCCUCUCUGGUUAUACAGGAAUAUACUGCGAUGAACAAUGUACUCCAGGAAGGUUCGGUGUUGACUGCCUUCAAUACUGUCACUGUGCUGGAGGGAUGCCAUGUGAUGCUUUCACUGGAAAAUGUGAAGGAAGCUGUGAGGAUGGUUGGUCAGGAGAAGGCUGUCAAGUUCCACCCAUUUGUCCUGUUGGUUAUUAUGGAAUCAAUUGUACCGAGUUCUGUAACUGUCCAGAUCUGUCAGAAUGCGAGAAGGAUUCUGGAUUCUGUACAUCAUCAGAGGGACAAUGUGAGAUUGGGUUUGUCGCUGAAUCACCAGAAAAGCCAGACAGAUGUGCUACAUUUGCUGGAUGUUUCGAGUCCUGUUCUAAGACAUGUCACUGUGCUGCUACCGUCACGUGUGACGAUGAGUCGGGUUGGUGCACUUCAUGUCAUCCACGAUGGUCGGGAGACAAUUGCCAAAUAGAUCGUUUUACCGCUACUAGAGAAAAGACGAAUCCAGGCACGGCAAUCAUUUCUUGCACAUUCGAUGCCGAUUCAGACGGUAGCCUCUCCAUGAGAGCUUCUAUUGGGGACUUCUCAGCUGAGAGUUUUGUUACUGCAACUUCUACUGACACAAGCGAUGGAUCAUCGUUGCAAUCGAACUUUACACUUUCCAUUGAUGACAUAGAAACUAAAACAAUUUACUGUUUCGUUGGCAAUUCAACCAGUGACGAUGGAUUUGCUUAUAUCAGCUUGCUCCCUCAGGGGACAUUUGUUCUUCCGGUCUUCAACAGCAAGCCUAGGUUAGCGGAGCAAGGCUACAAUUAUCUGGUUAUUGCAUGGGAUUCUUGGAACCCUGGCGUUGAUGUUGGAGAUGGCCCUGUCAUCGGCUACAACGUAUACGUUAUCUCUUUGGAUGGAAACGGUACAGUCACCUUUAUUACCGCAUCGGGUGUCCCGAGAGAGAUGAGUACUUCAAGAAGAAAACGAGAAGAUCCAAAAUGGAUAAAUUCUCCAAUGGUUGGACCUCCAAGGAAUUUGCCAUCAAGGAAGAAGAGACAAGGGGAUGCAGGAAUACUGAUGCACAACGUUACCGGUCUGGAUGAUGGUCAGUCGUAUCAGAUUAAGAUUUCAGCAGUUCGUGAUGGCCUGAACGGUGAAGGCGAAAAGGGUCCUGCUUUGAGUGUGACCACUCGCGAAAUACCUGUAGAAACGCCUAUUGGUUCUUCUACUAUUGGUCCCAUCGUUGGUGGCGCUAUAAGUGGAAUAAUCAUCCUUCUGUUGAUUGCCGGCCUGGUGAUCAUAGUAAAAAUAAGAAGGUAAUCGAUGUGUCUCUACUGUUCCCUUAAAC